Messenger RNA from Trichoplusia ni (cabbage looper), 1124 nucleotides. It is a transcript of the gene Clp, whose product is annotated as cleavage and polyadenylation specificity factor subunit 4. Gene Ontology annotation, molecular function: zinc ion binding; RNA binding. Lineage: Eukaryota; Metazoa; Arthropoda; Insecta; Lepidoptera; Noctuidae. The record is from RefSeq and is a predicted model, not a curated record. The coding region runs from base 90 to 974 and encodes 294 amino acids. The transcript has 4 exons.
AAUUUCUGACAAGCGUUGUGUAUUCUAUUGAGAAAAGUAUCCAUAAAUCUAUAUUUUUGUGUGGGGCAGUGGUAAUAGCAUAAGUAAAUAUGGAAGUAAUUGUCGCCAACGUCGACCAUAUAAAAUUUGACAUAGAUUACGCUUUAGAAGAGCAAUAUGGGGCAUUGCCGCUACCUUUCCCGGGAAUGGACAAAUCAACUGCAGCAGUAUGUGAAUUCUUCAGCCAACCGGGUGGUUGCGUGAACGGGCCACAAUGCCCAUACAGGCACGUCCGGGGAGACCGGACAGUCGUCUGCAAGCAUUGGCUGCGAGGUCUCUGCAAGAAGGGCGACCAGUGCGAGUUUUUACACGAGUAUGACAUGUCUAAAAUGCCGGAGUGCUACUUCUAUGCAAGAUUCAAUGCAUGUCAUAAUAAAGAAUGUCCAUUCCUACACAUAGACCCUGAAAGCAAAAUUAAAGACUGCCCAUGGUAUGACAGAGGAUUCUGCCGUCAUGGUCCACAUUGUCGGCAUAGACAUGUGCGCAGAGUGCUCUGCAUGAAUUAUUUGGCGGGUUUCUGUCCUGACGGCUCAUCAUGCAAGUACAUGCACCCACGGUUUGAACUACCAGCUCCUCCGGAACAAACUAAGGAUGCUAAGAGAUUACCUGUGUGCCAUUACUGUUCUGAAGUAGGCCACAAGGCCUCAGCUUGCAGUAAAUUACCUGCUGAGCAAAGAGCAUCUAUUACACUGGCUCAAAGGCAGGAAGAGGUACGAUACCGUGCCCUGGGCUAUGUGAAGCCUGCAAGCGAAAAUGAGGAUGGCAAUAAUGCCCAAAGACUCCAGAGAAUAGCUCAUAAACCACUUGAAGAAGUCACCUGUUUCAAAUGUGGAACAAAAGGACAUUAUGCAAACAAAUGUCCUAAGGGCCAUCUGGCCUUUUUGUCAAGUCAGUUUGUCCAAAACAAUCCAAACACCUUCAAGAAACCCAACUAGUAUAAAUAUGUGAAGCCUGGGAGAGAGAGGCUUCAGUGAUGAACUAUUGAAUUUAAUUAUAAGUUAUAUUGGGACUGUGUCAAGUGAUCCCUCGGCCCUGAUGCAUGAGUGCUAAGACUUUAUUACAAGAUAAAUAAGAUAAUAACUAAU